Messenger RNA from Salvia hispanica, 2243 nucleotides. The record is from RefSeq and is a predicted model, not a curated record. NCBI's taxonomy places the organism in Eukaryota, Viridiplantae, Streptophyta, Magnoliopsida, Lamiales, Lamiaceae.
UUUCAAGCUCUCUCUCCCUCCAACAAUGGCGGCAAAACUAAAACCAAACCCUACAGCUUCCUUCUUCUUCUUCUUCAACCUCCUCCUCCACCACUGCGCCGCCCACCCCGACGCCACCCCUCUCCUCACCUUCAAAUCCACCGCCGACCCCUCCAACUCCCUCCUCACCUCCUGGAACUCCUCCUCCGACCCAUGCACCUCCUGGCUCGGCGUCUCCUGCCUCCACAACCGCGUCGCCCACUUAAUCCUCGAAAACUCCACCCUCCAAAACCCCCUCCCCCCCUCCCUCGCCUCCCUCAUCCACCUCCGCGUCCUCAGCCUCAAGCAAAACCGCUUCACCGCUCCAAUUCCCGACCUCUCCAACCUCACCUCCUUAAAUCUCCUCUUCCUCUCCGAAAACCGCUUCUCCGGCGAGUUUCCGCCCUCGCUAAUUUCACUCUCCAACCUCUACCGCCUCGAUCUCUCCCGCAACCGCUUCUCCGGCGAAAUCCCCCUCUCCGCCAACCGCCUCACGCAUUUGCUUACCCUCCGCCUCGAGGAGAACUCCUUCUCCGGCGCAACUCCCGAUUUACACUUGCCGAAUUUGCAUGAAUUCAAUGUUUCGGGGAAUAAUCUCACCGGAGCUAUACCUAGCUCGUUUUCUAAAUUUCCUGCGUCGUCGUUUUGGGGGAAUCCGGCAUUGUGCGGGCCGCCGCUGGAGAAAUGUGGUGCAAUUGCGUCGCCGGUGAGCCCUAAAACGACGGUCUCCUCCUCUCCGACUGCAAUUCCGAAAUGUGGUGCAAUUGCGUCGCCGGUGAGCCCUAAAACGACGGUCUCCUCCUCUCCGACUGCAAUUCCGGUGGAGACUAACCCUAAUUCACCAGCGAAAGCGAAGCACAAGGGUAAAUUUAGCAACAUUGCUAUAAUUGGUAUUAUAAUUGGGGAUUUAUUUGUUCUAGGGUUAGUUUCUCUGCUUUUAUAUUGCUAUUUCUGGAGGAACUAUUCGAGUAUGCUGAAUUCGGAGAAGAGCAGUGUGCAAGCGGAGAAAAUCGUGUAUUCGUCGAGCCCGUACCCGAACCCGGCCCAGUCGGAGAGGGGGAAGAUGGUGUUCUUCGACGGGGAGAGGAGGUUCGAGCUCGAGGACUUGCUGAGGGCGUCGGCCGAGAUGCUGGGGAAGGGCGGGUUUGGGACGGCCUACAAGGCGAUUUUGGACGACGGGAAUGUGGUGGCGGUGAAGAGGUUGAAGGAUUUGAAUGUGGCCGGGAAGCGGGAAUUUGAGCAGCAGAUGGAGGUGUUGGGGCGGCUCCGCCACCCGAAUUUGAUCGGGUUGAAGGCGUACUACUUCGCUCGGGAUGAGAAGCUGUUGGUUCAUGAGUUCAUGCCUAAUGGGAACUUGUUUUGGCUACUUCAUGGUAACCGAGGCCCGGGUAGGACUCCGUUGGACUGGACCACGAGGUUAAAGAUCGCAGCAGGAGUAGCACGGGGUCUAGCCUUCAUCCACAGCUCGGGGGCCCUCCUUAAGCUCGUGCACGGCAACAUCAAGUCCACGAACGUCCUCAUCGACAAGCUAGGCAACGCCAAGCUAUCCGACUACGGCCUCUCGGUCUUCGCAUCGCCCUCGUCCGCCCCUAAAUCCAGCGGCUACCGCGCCCCGGAGGCAGCUCUGGACGGCCGGAAGCUGACCUCGAAAUCCGAUGUCUACUCGUUCGGGGUCCUACUGCUGGAGCUCCUGACCGGGAAAUGCCCCUCGGUGGUCGACAGCGGCGGGCCGGGGAUCGGGUACAGUGGGGUCGUCGAUCUGCCGAGGUGGGUGCAGUCUGUGGUGAGGGAGGAGUGGACGGCCGAGGUGUUCGACCUGGAGCUCAUGCGGUACAGGGAUAUCGAGGAGGAGAUGGUGGGGCUGCUGCAGAUCGCGAUGGCGUGCACGCAGGCGGCGCCGGAACAGAGGCCGAAGAUGAGCUAUGUGGUGAAGAUGAUAGAGGAGUUGAGAGGGGUGGAGGUGUCGGCAUCGGACGACGCGCUUGAGUCGGUGUCGGAGUCGCCGUCGGCGUCGGAGGAUAUCUGCAGAGCUAGUGAAUGAUGGGUGGUUGUGGUGGCCGAUGUUAGAUUGAAUUCGGAUUUAGAUUUGUUGGUUUCUUUAGAUUAAGUUUUGUAGGAGUAUAUCAGAGUACUUGUUUUGAGUAGGAUGAGUAGCUUAAAUUCGGUUAGUGUAAUAUGCCUUGCAAUCCAAAUUUAUUUCGCACUACGGUCUAGUAUAAUCGAAU